Molecule: messenger RNA, 228 nt
Organism: Triticum turgidum subsp. durum (durum wheat)
Lineage: Eukaryota; Viridiplantae; Streptophyta; Magnoliopsida; Poales; Poaceae
Source: the annotation of a GenBank genome assembly
AUGGAGGGGAAAGCUAUUCUUCUUUGCCUCACGGUGCUAGUCCUGCUAGGAGAUUCAAUUCAUGCUCGGUGCUAUGAAAAGCCUGCUUACUGGAUACCUUUGUAUUGCCUAGACGAAAAUUUCUGCCAGAACAAAUGCGUGAAGAAGUUCGGAAAGCUCGUGAAAGGUUCUUAUUGUAAAAUGACUGGAUUUUUCAUAGUCUCCUGUUUAUGUACGCUCUGCGAUUAG